Molecule: messenger RNA, 1224 nt
Organism: Entrophospora candida
Lineage: Eukaryota; Fungi; Glomeromycota; Glomeromycetes; Entrophosporales; Entrophosporaceae
Source: the annotation of a GenBank genome assembly
AUGUCAACCACAACAAUAAAACCUGUUAUUUAUUAUAACAGUCGAUUUCAUUUUGUCGAAGAGGAUUGUGCUUCUAAGUUUCAUUUUGAUACAGAAUAUGCUAUAUUUCAAAUUUAUAAUUUAAAAGUUGGUAAACAAGAAUUUGCUGAAGGGCUUUCCGAAGUGACAGGGCUAGCAGGAUCCGUCACGUUUUUAAAUGAAUUUGAAAGAAUGUACACGAGGCAUUCUGAAAAUAGAAUAGAAAUUGGAGCCAGUGCAUCACAUGAAACCAAUAAUUCUGAUAGGUUAAAGAUAAAAAUAAAAUUUAGUAACAAAUCACAUGAAAAUUUAAUUGAAGAGCUUCUCACAUCAUCAAAAAUAGCAUUAAUGACAUCUAAUGGAUUUUCAGAUUGGGUACCAUUAGAUAGUACAAGUUAUGAAUGUAUACUUCAAUCAUCAACAGCAAGACAUGAUAAUAAUGGUGGUAAGGAUGAAACGAGACAAUCAUUACUGAGAGCUCUUAGCGAUACAAUAGAUCCUGUUUUAUUAGAUGUAGUGAUUGAUGAUUUAUUGGAUGACUUCGAAUCAAGUGCAUUUGAAAAAUUAUUUCCCGGUCCAAUUAUAACAAUUUUCAGAGGUCAAAAUAGAGUUUCCAUGACUGUGAUAGAAAAAUUGAAAAAACUUAUGAAAAGAUUAUUAAAUUUGAUUAGAGACUUGGUGCACCUUAAUGCUACAUAUGAAGAAUUUUAUUCACCUGGUGUAUUUCCAUUAUUUACAGGAUCAAUUAAAUAUUUGAAGGUUAAAUAUAUUGAAAAUAGGCUUCAAGAGUUAUCAAUGAUGGUUCGUGAAAUAGACCAAACACUUGAAAUGGCUUCUAUAAAUAUUCAAGCAUAUAUAAACAAUCUUAUGGCAAUUGCUUUACCAUCAAUAUAUUAUUAUAAUAAUACAUUUGGUGAAGCAAUAACAAUAUUUGGGUGUAUGAUUGGCUGUAUAAUUUUUUUGAUAAAUGCAUUUUGGAGUGGAUGGCUACGUAAUAAUUAUAGUAAGGCAAUAUCAUUACAUAAAAAGGCCAUACCAAUUCAUUCCGAAACAGCAAAUAGUGUAGAGGCAUUACAAAGAUGGCCUAAUGUUCAUUUUGAGUUUGAGGAUAAUAUUGCAAGUAUGAACGAUGUGUUGAAGGUAAAACACACGCUGAAACUUUUAGAUGAGACGCCUGGCUUUCAAUUAGAUAAAGAUUAUAUGUGA